AUGUCUGCCGCCGCGGUAGCUUCCACGGCCCUGCGCCCGCACGACUGGCCGAUGGGCGUCUGGGUCCUCCUCCUGACGGGGCUGGCCUACGCCGUCGGCGCCCUCGUCCACCGGCCCUCGUUCCCGAACAGCGCGCCGAGGCUAUUCAAGAGCUACCCCGUCGUCGGCUCGCCGCGCUUCUUCUCGAAGCGCGGCAACUUCCUGAGCGAGGGCCGCCGCCUCGCCGAGUCGGGCAACUGGAGCUUCUACUUUGGGAAGAAGAGGAUCGUCGGCCUCAGCGGCCUCGAAGGCCGGCGUCUCUUUUUCGAGAGCCGUGAAUUGGAUUUCGCAAAGGGGUACGGCGCCCUCCUCAACGCCACCCCGGAAAUCAACUUGUCGAGCGGCGAGCGGUCCUCGGAUGACAACUUCGACGCCAAGUUCAACCGGAGCCUCGUCCGGCUCCUGCGCAAGGACGUACUGUCGCAACGCCUGCACCUCCUCGUGUCGGACGCGCGGGGCACAAUGGACGACCUCGCGGCGCGCAUCGGCCCGUCGUCCGAGUUCGGCACGAGCGACCCUUUCGAGGACAUGUACCGCCUCGUGUUUCAGCUGACGGUGCGCAUGGUAGGCUGCGAUGAGGUGGCCGAGGACCCGGUCCUCCUGCUGCGGAUGCUGCGCAUCUUCGAGGGCAUCGACGGCGCGGCGACGGCGACCAAGGUCAUGUUUCCCUGGAUGCCGACCGUGGGUCACCUGCGACGCGUCAUCAGCGGCGCCAGGAUGUACCGGAUUCUCGAUGGGGUGAUCCAGGAGCGCAAGGCGCGCGGGGUGCCGGGCAACGACGCACUGCAGUUCCUCAUGGACAACGGCGACAGCACCAUCGAGAUGGUGGCCUUCCUCGUCGGCGCGCUAUUCGCGGGGCUCAUCAACACGGGCAUCAACGCGGCGUAUCUGCUGUGCUUCCUCGCCGGGGACGCGCACUGGUACGGCGAGUUCCAGCGCGAGGUUGACGGGGUGAUUGCGCGGCGGCGGCGGUCCGCGGAGCAGGCGGCCGACGAGAUCCUGGCGAGCAUGACCAUGGACGAGUGGGAGGCUGAGUUUCCGCUCAUAGACCUCGGGCUCAAGGAGGUGAUCCGGCACACCCUCACGGGCUGCGGUUUCCGCUACAACGGCAGCGGCAAGGACCUGCCGAUUGGCAAGACGGGCGAGGUGGUGCCGCAGGACGCGUACGUCGUCUACCAGUUCGACUCGACGCACAUGGACCCCGAAUUCUUCACGGACCCGUCGCGGUGGGACCCGGGGAGAUACCUCCCCGGCCGGGAAGAGGACAAGAAGGACCCGCACGCCUUCAUCGGGUGGGGUACCGGCCGGCACCCGUGUCUGGGCAUGAGGUUCGCCAAGCUGGAGAUGGCCGUCACGACUGCCAUGUUCAUCUCUCGGUUCGAUUUCUACCUCGCCGAUGCCAAUGGUAACAAGAUGGACAGGGUGCCGGAGAGCUCGAUAGACAGGAACAGGCACUCGGCGGCGAAGCCGAGGGAGAAGAUGUUUCUCAAGUUCAAGCCCCGAACGUGA
Molecule: messenger RNA, 1548 nt
Organism: Colletotrichum graminicola M1.001
Lineage: Eukaryota; Fungi; Ascomycota; Sordariomycetes; Glomerellales; Glomerellaceae
Product: cytochrome P450 6A1
Exons: 3
Coding region: 1-1548 (515 amino acids)
Biological process (GO): sterol metabolic process
Molecular function (GO): monooxygenase activity; heme binding; oxidoreductase activity, acting on paired donors, with incorporation or reduction of molecular oxygen
Source: RefSeq, a predicted model, not a curated record